AUGAACAUUAGCACAAGGCUUCCCUUCGGGAACGUCUUCACUGACCACAUGCUGACCGUAGAGUGGAGUGCGAGGGAGGCUCCGCUCAUCGAGCCCUUCGGAAAUCUGUCACUCCACCCGGCCUGCUCGUCACUACACUAUUCACGCCAGCUGUUUGAAGGGUUGAAGGCCCUCCGUCUCUUCACGAUGCUCAGCACGAACCGCGUGUCCGGCACUGCUAAGAGAGCUGUUCUGGAGUUUCUGGAGUGCAUCAGGCGACUGGUGCAGAUCGACCAGGACUGGGUUCCUCACUCCGACUCAGCCACUCUGCACAUCAGACCGACAUUUCUUGGCACUGAGCAAUCUCUGGAACUGAAGAGGGCGGCCAGCGCCUUGCUGUAUGACAGUGAGACCGAAUAUCUGUCCUUGUUGGCUGAUCCAAAACACACUCGGGCCUGGAAGGGAGGGACAGGUAACUACAAGAUGGGAGGAAGCUACGGAUGUUCUUUGUUCGCCCAGUAUGAAGCAAAGGCUCAUGGGUGCCAGCAGGUGCUGUGGCUGUACCCCGUACAGGACCAGCAGAUCACAGAGGCAGGAACCAUGAACAUCUUCCUGCACUGGAUCAAUGAGGAUGGACGUCAGUUGCAUUACCCGAACCACACUUGUUUUGCUUCAUCACAAUUCCUGUGGUGCCUCUGUGCACAGCGGGAGUUUAAGGUGUCAGAGGGCUACCUGACCACGAGCCAGCUGUGCUCUGCUCUGAGGCAGCUGCGGGUCAAAGAGGUAUUUGGCUCAGGUACUGCCUGCGUGAUCCGUCCAAUCGGACACAUUGUUUACCAGGCCAAGAACUUGCAUAUCCACUGCCAGGAUAAAACCUCAACGUUGGCUCCACGGAUAGCUAAGGACCUCGCAGAUAUACAGUACGGUUGCACGCCCAGCGACUGGACCCUGCUGGUGUAGCGGUGAAGAAGAGGCCCGAAGCAGCGAUCACCGUAGGAUGCAGCUGUGGCUCGGACUAAACAUGAGAGGAGAAAAGACAUUUCAGAUGCUAUAGAGGAUUUCACAUCACGUGUAAGAGAACUAAUUCAACUAUUCAAUCAACCUUCUCUUUGUGUGUAAACAUUGGGCUGUCUCUAAGUUUUACAAUGUUUAGAAAGGUGGUGCAAAGACAGUUUUACCGAGGGAAAUGUUCUUUUAAUUUUUCGUUUGUAUAUUUAUUGUGUAAUAAAUUUUAAUUAGUCAUGUGGUCAACAAGAAUAUUUUAAUCGAGAAUCCGCAGCCAGGGCAAGAGGUGCAACGCAGAACUGUAAUGAACGUACAACAGUUCUUCACUAAGAUUACCGAUCUGUGUUUAACUAUAAAUAAACGACAAGAGCUGACCAGCGUGCAUUUGAACUCAUCAUAAAGGAGGUUCCAGCUCAUUUGAGCCUCUGGAGGUUUCCACCACGACCGAGGACUUUUCCCCCAGAAGCAUGCUUGGAUUUGGAGCAGAGGAACCAGGAGCUGAGUUUGGUUCCUGUGUCACAGUUCCACGUGCAAUAAGAGUCCCCACUCAGAGGCCUACUUAAAAAGGUCCGGGACCUGUGUGUCAGGCUCUGCAGAGCGUCUCCACAAUCCUUAAUGAUGCUGAGGAGUGCAAGUGUUUUCCUGCCGCCCUCACGCACACACACACACACACACACACACACACAAACCGUAGAGAACCUGGAACCGAACCAGAGUCAUCAGCAUAAUGGAGUCAUAACAGAGAGCCAUCACAGCGGAGAGCCCACGCCUCUUUCGCUCCUCACAUGCAUGUACACACACACACACACACACACACACACACACACACACACACACACAUAUACAUACAUACAUGUCAGUAUAGACUGUAAUAAAAAUAAAACCUCCGGAAUCUGUGUCCACUCCGAAGUUCAUGCCUCAUUAACUGAGGUCUUGUCUGUAUUUCUGCCACUGUGCUUGCAAUGGACGUCCAUAUGUGUGUGUUUGUGUACAAGGGGGUGCCCAUUUGCAUGCUGGAUGAUUUUUGGCUCUUUGUGAAGACAUCUCAUUUUGGCUUAAGCUCUUUUCUUGUGCACAGUUGCACAGCUGGUGUAGAGCGCGCGCACGCACACACACACACACACACACACACACAUAUAUAGCUAUCAGGAAAAACACAUAGGCCUACUUCAAAAUGCCAAACACCAUGUAGCCCGCUUAAUCUAGGCCACUGGUGAAAUUACCACAGCAUGGAUAUCAAUGUCUGGAUUCCUUUUUUUUUUUUUUUUUUGCCUUUUCUUCUAUUUAAAUUAAAGUCCCCCUCUCCCUCAUUUACUCACAGGGCUCAUUAAAAAGACAUCUUAUCGAGUUUAAGGGACAAAUAGACAGGUGAGGACACAGUUGCAUGGCAGUUUAAGGGCUGGUUGAACAUUUGCUUUAUGGUUGAUGAAUGCUGAUUGAUAGGUCAAGGAACACACAGCGUCUGAUCCUCUGUGGUUUUAGCAAUCAUGACAACACUCUCUUAGAGUAUUUUUAAUGUCACACUACACAGCAUACCACCGGCAGCCUCAAAGCAAGUAAGUCAGCCCUGUAAGGAGAGAAGAUUACUACGUCUUCAGCAUACGUCAGAUGGUUAAAAAGACCUUCCCUGCCCUACACUCCCUGUAUUCAACCUGUUAGAGAGAUCUUCCACAUACAGAUUGAAAAGCAGGGGGAAGCAGGUAACUGCAUUCCACCUUGUCAGACGCCGUUGGUCACCGGGAGUGGUGCAGAUACACUAGUGUCUAGUCUGCCUAGUUUGAUGCAAAUACCAAAAAUGCAAAACACUUCAGAUAUGGAGGGACACACCUCACACUUUUAGUUCGACAGACUAUUUACAAGGAUUAAUUCGAUCAGAAGCUUUAGAUGCGUCUGCCUGUUCAAUGCCAGUUUCUAAAUAACACUCGGAUCUUCAUCAGGUCUAAUAAACACCAGCAUCAUGAGGAACCUCAGUAAUAUUGAAUGAAUCUGAAUUUUCUUAAUGAAAAUGAAUGUUUACUCCACGGAUCUGCAAUACUUAAUGUUAUUUGCAACCAUAACUUCUUUCCAGAAAGACAUUAUUCUGCUGAAAAUAUUGGGCCAUGGAGUUUGACCUCAUGGCCUCCUCAUUCGUUUAAAAAAAGGCGCACUGCAUACAAUGGUAGUGGUCUCCAAUUGUACUGAAUUCUUUGUUAUCCUGCCUACAUCAUCAUUUGCUUACUACUAUAUUUAUCAGCGAAUCUGCUUACUUUGGUUUACGGUCCCAGAGAGCGAGUACUUCUAGAGACUCUUUUUUUGUUGUUAGCCGAGGCAACAAAACGUGCCCAACGUGUUAAAGGAAUUAUUCGGCCUCAAAAUGACUGUCUACUAACAGAAAGUCACCCCCAAUUAAUACAGGGUAUUGGCUCACGUUCAAUUCAACAGAUUCACCUAAUGAACUAGGAAAUUGUUGUAAUAGGUCUAUGGAGAACUGCCAAGCUUUGUAGCACCAUAAAACAGUUUUUCAUCUGAAUACAGGACAGUAAAUCCACACAAUGUUUCAGGAGAAAUACAUUUCUUCUUAAUCCUGAUGGUCUUGUAUUACAGCCUCGUCUCAUUCCCGGGCCAAUUUCUAAUGAAUGUUGUAAUCCGGUGAUUUAAAGCCUUUAUGAUGUGAACUGUGUCUUACAUGGUUGUUUUCUUUGUUCCAUCUCUCAUACAUGCACAUCCAAACAUAUAUAAAUGUACACCAGUUCAAUUUAUCAAUCUUUAUUAGCCCAAUUGUCCGGUAGGCUACAUAUUUGCCAAAUGAUACAUCUCCCUCCUUUCCUCCCAGCUCGUAGUAUUCUUCCCUCCAGCUCCUCCAUCACUUUUAUUCUUUCUCUCCCCCCCCAGGAAGCAGGGACCCCGACACGCCGCUCCCAUUGAGCCAGAGGACGCCGAUGAUGUUUUAAUUGUCACUUCUUGUUAAGGCGGCCUUGACAUUCACGCGGGGGACAGAGGGAAGGGCGGUCGGCGUAAUCAGAGGAAAUGGAGAGAAAGACGGAGAGGGGAGGAGAGAGAGACGAAGAGGGAGAGAGAGAGAGAGAGAGAGAGAGAGAUGGCACCCAUUCAGCUACUAAGAGUGGUGUUUGGCUCUGAGCAGUGUGCCUCCUUCCCUCUCUUCCCUCUCUCUCACCCCGCCGGGGCAUGAUCUGAUUUGACAAGCGCAACGCUGUCAUCUUGAGUUUGUCCAAUUUGAAAUUCUAAUUAAUGAACUCGGCGCCACUUUGUGUCCUUUUUUUUGUCGUUGUUGUGCUCUUCCUGCUCUUCUCCUUCCUUCCCAGGCCAGUUUGUCUUCUAUUUGUCUUUUCUUUACCCUUCCUUCGCUCCUCAAGUCUUCGUCGGAGGCGGAGGGCCGCUCCGGGUGAGAUGGUGGUCUCACACCAUAACAGAUGAUAUCAGUGGCUGUGGGUCACCCAAUUAUAAUCAAACUGUGUUUGUGUGCUUGGUGGGUGCUAUGUGUUUGCAUCUGUGUGUCUCCGUCUUCUGUUUCUAUCAGAAUCCCUGAUGAGGAGGCACAAGUGUGGGGGGGGGGGGGGUGUUAGCUGCUGAUGCUGAAGGCCAGCGGGGUGGUCAGUCUGGGUCUCCAAAGCUUCACACGUUUACUGAAUACACUCAGAGGAAACAGAACCAUGCGUGAGAAGUCAACACGUGUCCGGAAAGUCAAGUCAAUGGAUCGUUAGAAAAAAAACAGGGAUCCGGUGUCUCGGUGUCGCCAAUAGCCCCCAAAACCAACCCUUGUGUCCUAGAAAGGAGAGAGGACAUGUUUGAUGUUGUAACUGAACGGAUCUGCACAACCUUCACUGGUAACAUUGACAUUUUGUCAACCUUAUUAAAUCUAAACGUUCAAUAUAACAUCCACUCGCAGCAAACUUUAUUCAUAUUUUCUGAGAUUAUACAUUGGUUAUUUAAAACGGAAAAAAAGGUGACUUAAAGUGUUUGCUUAAAAAGAAAGAAGCAUUGUCUUCAUUUUUUGUAGCCAUCCAACCCAAAGCACGUCCCUUCUACUUCUACAGAUCAACAGCGGGGAAAACGCUGCAGGUUAACAUACUUUAAUCCAGGCAGCAAAUGGAGAGGCAGAGAAUCAAAUCAUAGACAUAUUUAUGUACUACCUUGCAGGCUGCGUGGACACAUGCGUGUUGUGUUUCCCCUCCUUCCUUCCUUCCUUCCUUCCUUCCUUCAAUGCUUUUUAAAAAUUUGCUUCAGGAACCUUUUUAGGGUCAAACCGUCUCCUAAACCGCACAACCCCGCUCAAUAGAACUCAAAGGGAAGUUUUGGCUCUCAUCAUCAGCAGGUGGUGCUAGCAGCCUACAAACCAUAGACCUCAACAAAGCUCUGCUUUAGGACGGCGGGGGAUGUGGGAGGGGGGGGGGACAGAAAAAGAGAAAAAGGGGCAAUGGAAUUUUUGGAGGCCUGCCAAUCAUGAUGAAAAACCGCUGCAGAACUAAUCUAUUUCCACGCCCGUCCUAAUCCCCCAACACAACGGUGGCAUCGUUUAAUCACAAAAUCAUCACCGCCAUCACCAUCACCACCAUCAUCCUCUUCCUCUCCCUCCGCUGCAUUAAUAAAAAAAUGUAUUUUAUUUUUUGUAAAUAAGAGCUUGUGAUUAAGAGCAGAUUAGUGCGCGCCUUCAGACGGACGGACAGAUCGUGAUGGGUUUUGUUAACACGAGAGUAACACUGGGUGUCAGUUGUGUGUGCCUGACACUACAUCAACGUUAUCCCCCCGCCGCUCAUGUUAUCGCUCUUGGCUUAGAGUUUUAGGGGACUUUUUAACAGCAGCGCUGCUUAAGAGCUUAGAUUAAAUGGAUGGAUGGAUGGAUAGAUGGACGGAUGAAGAUCAGGCGUACACACAUGCACAGAGAGAUCAGUGUCACUCACACAGCUUCAGAGGAAAAGCCCGAUUUGCUUUGUGGUAAAAGCUGUUUUAUUUCUCGUCAGUGUUGUAAUGGAGACGCUGUGCUGUCACACACCACUUGAAGUCUCAUUUUGUGCCGAGGACGAGGAGAAUCUGUAUUCACCUCAGCCUGUGCAAUUUGCGGCUGAUUUUAUUGGGGUCAGGUUUUUGUGGUUGAAUGGAGUGACAAAUGCGCAUAUUUAUUAUACGUAUGUUGAUCAUAGUCUUUGUAUUUAAAGGGUGACAGAGAAAGUGUUUGUUUUCCUAACAUUGUACCUCUUCCAAAUCUGAGAACGGUCAGUGAGCAUAUUUUAGGGACUGUAUGCAAAUUGUUAGAGGGCGCAGGGGACUGAGUGAGACGGAAGAGAAGUAAAUAGAGAAUAGUUAACAUAUUCAGCAGAGGCAUCCUUUUUGAUGUUAUUAUUAUUCGUGGAAAUAGCUGAUUGCACCUAUGUGUGCCUUUUGGUGUCUCUGUGAAAAUGGCAUUCCAUUGACAUAUUAAGGUUCAAAUCCUUUGUGAACUUUUGAGGGGCAAGGUGAUACAUAUUUUCUCUUAUUCAAGGAUACAAAUGCAAUGAUCCUUAAAAAGUGAAACAUCAUUUUCCGCCCCCCCCCCCAUCGCCACCCGGAUCAUUUUUAUACAGUCUCUCACUGCUCAAGAUUGAUGCCUUCUUUCUUUUUUUGUGCCAUAAAGCAGCCGAGCAGAUUUUUCAAAUAAAAUUAGACAAGAUGACUCACAACAUAAGAUGCAGAGUGGAGGAUGCCAAUCUUCUUGCCAAUGCGGUUUGUUCAUGAUUAUUCUAACAAUGUCUGAAAAUUGAAAUGGAAAUGAUUUUAUUUUUAGAUAAACAAAGCACGGUUAGUAUAAAAACCUCUUUGUGCUUUUGCUUCCAGUCCCUGUGGGUGGAGCAUGUACUUUAUUUUGCAGGUGGGCACAUUUUGUCUUGGAAUGCAGGACACCUACUUAUUAUUCAGUGGUGUGCUGAAUAUUCCAGUGUGUCUGUGUGUGUAGGUGUAGGUGUGUGUGUGUGUGUGUGUGUAUCAAAAGGAGACGUUGGUCCUGACUGUGAGUAAUGUUCUCCAGGCCUGGCGGCUGGCAAUGCUCUGUCUCCCUGCAGGUGGGAGUGAGUCACGCACACACGCACACAGACACCAACACACUCUAGCACGCACAAGCAGUGCCACCCGUUUCAUGCUGACCACCUCGCUGUGCCAGCCCAGCGACCAUGGUGGCCAACUGGCCAUUGAACAACAACUGUCUGUCUGUCUGUGUGUCUGCAGAGCAACAACACAUACCACCACAGCAGCUAGAGAGAGGUUGCCUCACACACACGCACACAGUCAUUGUCUCUCAUUACUCACACAAGUCUGGCACAUCUCUGUCAAAUGCCAACUCACAUUAAGGUGGAGAGAAGGUGCCUCUCUCUACUCUGUUUAUUUGUACUCUCUGUCUUUAUAUUUAUUUCUUCUCAAACGUUAAAUUCAAGCUGCUCUACUGUACAGAUCUGAUCCAUCGGAAGGCAUUACUGCAACAAACAUAUCCCAUCGUCCCAAUGUCAGAGACAGUAUUUUGCUUUUAGGAUUUUUAUAUUUCUUUCCUAUCAGCGUUGGGCAAUAAGACAUGUUAUGUUAUUCUUCUUCUCAUGUAAAUACUUUGUAAACACUCAUGCACUCAUGUAAACACUGUAUUUAGAAUGCUUUGUCACUUAAUAUAGGAUAUUCAUAUGAAUAUAAAUACUUGUGAUGCGAUGAUGUCUGGGUGAUUUGUACUGUAACACUGUGGGAUUGUAAAGGCCUCACAAAUCAUCCACAUAAUAACACUUACCUGAUGGGUCUAUCCAUCAACUUGUUGGAGAGACGGCUGUUUGUGUGACGUCCUUUUCCAUCAUUUGCUAAUCAAAUAUCAUAAUUUGCCGCAGCCUAUUAUUGAAAUAUGUCUGCCGGUAUUUGUAUCACUCCAUCGCGGUUGAGUAAAUGACGAUGUGACAGGCAUAACCCACCAUACAUGGCUCACUGUGUGUGCGUGUGUGUGUAUUUAAGUGUCCUUUAAUGAUGUUCUGUGGAAUCGGCGAUGUAUGGUUGCCUCUGGGCGCAGAUAAAACAGUUAAACACAGUAAUUGCCAUUUACUCUCAGCUGAGCUUGCGUUCCCAUGAGAGAGCACAGCGCUGAUUGGGAACCACACACGCACAAACCCACGCACACACAACCAUAUCUUAUACUGGAGGAUUUCCUUUUCAGCAGCACAUCUUCUGUCCUGGUUCUGUAAGCUAUUGUCCUGAAUGUAAAACUUGCUGCUGCCACACCACUCUGUGUGUGUGUGUGUGUGUGUGUCCAUCUGUGUCCAAAGUCUCGCAACCAUCAUCAAUAUUACACUCUGCCCCGGGGCAGCUGAAGGGUUCUGCUUCACUUUACUCCUGGCCCUCUUUUCUCCCCCUCGUUCUCUUUAAAAUAAGGGUGGAGGUCUAUUCUCCUUUAUUUUUUCCACAAAUCAUUUCUUUUCUAUUUUAAUAUCAAGCCUGUUUGUUGACUUUUGCAGCAUAUUAAAGACAGCUUUGACUUAGAA
Molecule: messenger RNA, 8462 nt
Organism: Gasterosteus aculeatus aculeatus (three-spined stickleback)
Lineage: Eukaryota; Metazoa; Chordata; Actinopteri; Perciformes; Gasterosteidae
Source: RefSeq, a predicted model, not a curated record